Messenger RNA from Metarhizium album ARSEF 1941, 4623 nucleotides. RefSeq names its product Beta-ketoacyl synthase. Bases 1 to 4623 code for a protein of 1540 amino acids. The transcript has 7 exons. The record is from RefSeq and is a predicted model, not a curated record. NCBI's taxonomy places the organism in Eukaryota, Fungi, Ascomycota, Sordariomycetes, Hypocreales, Clavicipitaceae. Gene Ontology annotation, molecular function: fatty acid synthase activity. Gene Ontology annotation, biological process: fatty acid biosynthetic process; secondary metabolite biosynthetic process.
AUGGAGGCUGGAUUUGUGCGAGAGCAGCCGGAACCGAUCGCCAUUGUCGGCAUUGGAUGUCGGUUUCCUGGCGGAGCAAGUACUCCAUCUAAGCUGUGGGAUGUCUUGAAGGAGGCCCCAAACACCGCAAAGGUGAUCCCCCCCCAGAACGCUUCAACCUCGACAGAUUCUACCACCCGGUGGGCACCCAUCACGGUACAAGUAACGUCAAGGAGACCUGCUUCCUGGACGAAGCUGGACGAAGACGUCAGACGAUUCGAUGCAGGCUUCUUCAAUAUCCCCCCUCCUGAGGCUGGCGCCAUGGACCCUCAGCAUCGUCUUCUAAUGGAGACGGUCUACGAAGCAAUGGAGGUCUCUGGCACGACCAUUGAGCAACUUCAUUGGUCGAAUACGUCUGCGUUUGUCGGAGUCAUGUGCAGCGACUACUAUAUCCUUUCUGCACAAGACUUGGAUAGCGUCUCGACGUACAACUCGACGGGCAUCGCAAACAGCAGCGCCUCUGCUCGUCUUUCCUACUUCUUUGACCGGCACGGUCGCUUGGUGGCUGUCCACCAGGCCGUUCAAGCUCUCCGGGCUGGCACCUCCCUUGUAGCUGUGGCCGCAGGCACCAAUCUCCUGCUGUGUCCCCUGGGGUACAUGUCUGAGAGUCUUCUGGGCAUGCUUUCGCCCAGUGGACGAUGCCAAAUGUGGGAUGAGAAGGCGGAUGGCUACGCCCGAGGAGAGGGUGUUGCCUGUGUGCUACUGAAGAAAUUGAGCGAUGCCAUUGCGGACGGUGACCAUGUUGACUGCGUUAUUCGUGAAACAGGAGUCAAUCAGGACGGCAAGACUAAAGGCAUUGCUGUGCCGAGCGCCGUCUCUCAAGCCUCCCCGAUCCAGAGAACCUACCACCAAGCUGGGCUGGACCCGAGGAGCAAAAAGGAUCGUUGUCAGUACUUUGAAGCACAUGGAACUGGUACUCCUGCAGGUGAUCCGCAAGAAGCCGAAGCUUUGGAUACGGCCUUCUUCCAGAAUUCAGAAAGAGAUGCCAAUGACAUUCUUUACGUCGGAUUCGUAAAGACCGUAGUUGGCCACACCGGAGGCACCGCUGGUCUGGCGGGCAUCAUAAAAGCCUGUCUCUCCAUCAAGCAUGGCAUUAUUUCUCCCAACCUGCAUCUAGACAACCUGAGCCCGUCAGUAAAGCCUUUCUGCAAGAAUCUCGAGGUAGUGACAUCUAUUAUGCCGUGGCCAGAGUUGCCUGCUGGUCAAGUUCGACGAGCCAGCGUGAAUAGCUUUGGAUUUGGAGCAACCAACGCCCACGCCAUCCUGGAGAGUCCCUGGUAUUCAGGAGACUUGCAAGCUCAGGUUCAGGACCGCACGCCUGGAUCGGUAGACAAAGAAGCUCUUCAUCUUCCAUUUCUCUUCUCGGCAACAUCAGAAAAUCCUCUUGUAGCCUUGGUGGAUUCCUACUCCAAGUAUCUUGAGAACAAGCCCGAUGUUGACCUUUGUAGACUCGCCUACACGCUAGGGUGCCGGAGAUCAGCCUUUGCCUUCAAGACAAGCUUCUCGGCCGCAUCACAAGAGGAACUGUGUAGCAAAUUAAGCGAGAGCGCCAGUGAUCAAGGGAACCUGUCCUUUGUGCGUUCCACGACAACAAAUCCCUCUCUCCUCGGAGUCUUCACUGGCCAAGGUGCGCAGUGGCCGAAGAUGGGUGCUUCACUCCUCCAGUCAUCAAAUCGCGCCAUGGAUAUCAUCAACGAGCUGGAUGCCUCAUUGGCAGCGCUGCCGGCCUCUGAACGCCCGUCGUCGACGCUCCGUGACGAGCUCCUGGCCGAUGCGUCGACUUCCCGUGUAGGUGAGGCCACCAUUGCACAACCUCUAGUAUGUGCUGUUCAGAUCCUGCUGGUAACGUCAUUGCGGGACGCUGGGGUUCAGUUCAAGUCGGUUGUUGGGCAUAGUUUUGGGGAGAUUGGAGCUGUCUUUGCCGCCGGUUUCAUCAACCAUAAUGAUGCCAUCCGCAUUGCGUAUUAUAGAGGUUUGCAUUCGAAGCUGGCCCAGAGUGCGAGUGGUGAGACGGGCGGAAUGCUAGUUGCAGGACUGUCAUACGAGGAGGCCAUAGAGCUGUGUGAUCACGAGGACUUCACCGGCCGUAUCACCGCGGCUGCGUCCAACUCCCCGACCAGUGUUACUUUUCUGUUGGUGCUUGAGGAUGAGGAAACCUUUGUCCGGGCUCUGCGCGUCGACAAGGCCUAUCACUCUCAUCAUAUGAAGCCAGCCUCUGGACCGUUCCUAGAGAGUGUCAGGAACUGUGCUAUCAAUAUCAGGACGCCUCCAAACGACGCGCCAACCUGGUUCCCCAAUGUGUACGGGGGCCAAGUCAUGGAGGCAAGUGAUAUUAUCAAGGGGUCGUACUGGAUAGAAAACUUGUUGAAUCCCGUGCUGUUCUCCCAGGCUCUCGAGACGGCUCUGUUGUCGGGCGAUGCUUUCGACGCCGCUGUGGAAAUUGGCCCUCAUCCCGCGCUCAAAGGACCGGCAACAGAGGUGAUGAAGGCCGUGACUGGCAAAAUCAUCCCUUACAGCGGAACUCUAGCCCGCGGCAAGCACGAGGUCGAGUCCUUCAGCGACGCCUUGGGGCAUAUUUGGACCAACGCAGGUCCUUGUUCUAUCCAUCUUGACAGUUAUGGACAAGCCAUGUAUCAAGACUGGAAGACAAUCAAGAUAUUGCGGCAUCUUCCAGCCUAUCCGUGGAACCGCGAUCGGAUCCUAUGGACCGAGUCUAGGGGAACCAAGCUUUGGCGCCAGCAGGAAGGAAAGUUCCACGACAUGCUCGGCACUCGCUGCGCCGAUGGAACAGAGGAAGAAUGGCGCUGGAAGAAUCUGCUGCAUCCCAAGGAGCUGCCGUGGGUGUUGGACCACGCUCUGCAGGGCCAGACCGUCUUCCCCGGAACAGGAUACCUCUGCCUCGCCUUGGAGGCGGCCAUGCAAAUCGCCGGUAACAAUUCUGUCCAGCUCCUCGAGCUGACGGGGGAUGUUGAAGUGUUCCAAGGCGAGACUGGGUACAAGUCCAUCCCUGUGGAAGGCGUUGCUUUUAUCCCCUUUACUGCAGCCACUGCCUCCAACGACCGUGGUCUCUUUGCGCACAAUGUAUACGGCAUCGAGUCUCCCAAUGGGCAAGCUGCCCUGGGCGGCUUCUUCAGCAAGGCUCAGGAGGACUUUGCUGCCUACAAGGACCGGAUGAUCUACAAGACGCUGGACAUCACCGUCGACCCUACCGAGCAAGGAUUUGAACAAGGGGCCUACGACCUUGUAGUGGCCGCCAACGUGCUCCAUGCCACGCCCGACCUGGUUGCCACGCUGUCCAACGCGCGAAAGCUGCUACAUCCAGGCGGCUUCUUGGUCAUGAUGGAAUUCACCGACGAGAGCGUUUUGCGCCUCGGUGUCAUCAUUGGGGGUCUUCCAGGACGGUGGAUUGGAGCAGACACCGGCCGCAAACACUCGCCCUGUGUUUCGCUUCCCGAAUGGAACGACAUCCUGCUCAGUUCUGGCUUCGCCGGUGUCGAGACGUCGACACCCGUCUUGGAUCCAGUUGUUAUGCCAGCCUCCAUCAUCGUCGGCCAAGCCGUCAACAGUGACCUCUUGCUGCCAAGGGAGCCUACUGCCGUCUCUCGCGAACCCGGCAUGGCAAAAAACGCAGAACUCCUCAUCGUUGGGGGCGCUGGAGUGGCUUCGGCCAAGGUCGUCGAGGACGUUGUGGCUACUGUCCGGCCGCAUUACAAACUAUUGUCCAUGCUCGGAGCUGGGACGAACCCGAGUGCGGACCAUGGUUUGAAGAAUCCCACCGUGCUCAGCUUGCAGGAUCUUGAUGGUACUUUCUGGAGGGACAUGACGGUCCGACGAUUCGAAAGGCUCAAGUCUGUCUUUUUGACGGCGGCAAACAUGCUCUGGGCUAUUCUGCAGGUCAUGGACUUGGAAGACGCAUCCAAAGCUGACGGAUCUGUCAUUGCCCAAAGGCUUCUGCGGGUGGACAUGUCGUCGUAUAUGAACAAGACGGGCUCCCUUGGCCGCACCAUGUUCAGCAAUGAGCCAGAACUCAGAUUUCGAGACGGAUACGUCUUGAUCCCACGGUGUCUUUCUCAUGUGGACCAGAAUCACCGCUACGACUCCCUCAAGCGCGUCAUUGACAAGGAGACUUGCCUCGACGAAUCCAUCGCCACGCUCAACUGGUCACGGUCCGCGUACACCCUGAGGGAGGACGAGUGCGCAGUUUUGCCUUGUUUAGCAGACCACCGGCGGGUUCGUGUCGAUUCGUCGCUUGCUUCGUCCAUUGUCACUCCUGCCGGUCGCUUAUUCUUCAGCCUGGGCACUGACAUGGACACGGGCCGGCGAGUCGUGUCGGCCUCGAGCAAGAACUCUUCGGCCAUUUUGGUCCCUCAAAAGUGGUCAGUCGACGUUGAUGUCAGCAGGAGUAUCGAUUCUCAGUACCUCUCUUUCCUCUCGGGCUAUCUGUUGAGUCAGCACCUCUCAUCCAGGAUGCCUGCUGGGGGGGACUGUCGUCGUCCACGAGCCAGACCCGGGCUUGGCCUCGAUGAUGUCGCGGCAGCUAGCCACCAUGGGAUGCAAGGUCUUGUUCACAACGGCUGCGACUGA